GCCUUUCGCCAAAGCUAUCGUGGCUUCUAGCUGGCCUGCAGCGGCCUCACGAAACAGAGCGCCUAGCCAUGCAGUGUGUCACAAACUCACAAAUGGCUAAAAUUUAAAAACAGCCUCCCCCUCCACUCUCUCCAGCAAAAUAUAAGUCAACUUCACAACACAAUUUUGACUGUGUAAUGGCAUAUAUACGUGAAUCAUGUCACUGUGUACGAAUACAAGAUCUGCCGGAGGAGAUAUUAGAGAGAAUAAUGUCAUAUCUUUCGCCUUACAGUGACUGCAAAAAUGCAUCGCUCGUGUCGAGGAAGUGGCGUCGCUUGAUGCAAGGUGUCGUCAAGAGGAGACUGCAGGCUUUCCAUUUGGCUGCUAGAUCAGGAUCUCUGAGGUGGUCUCACACAGAACAACAAUCAGCAAACUGUGUGGAUGGCCGCUUAUCUCACAGUGCUUGCUGUGUAGAGGGUGUCAUGUAUAUGUUUGGUGGAAUGAUACCAUCCGCCCGUGGAAGUGGAAGUGGAACGUGUUUCUGUGAUCUACGAAUAUUGGAUUUGGGAGACAGAGGAUGGACACGUCUUAUGCCAACAGGUGAAUAUCCCUCCCCCAAGGCAGCUGCCUCGAUGGUCCAUCACAAUGGUUCUCUGAUCUUAUUUGGUGGAUAUGCACCUCCGGUUCCCAACCCUCCCCAUCAACCUCCGACUGUCUUCAACGAUCUUCACAUUUAUGAUAUCGCCAAGAAUCAUUGGAAGUGCGUAGUGACUAGCACAUCACCCCCUCCCCUAGCCAAUCAUGGAGCCAGUAUGAUGGGCGAUUUGAUGAUCAUAUUUGGUGGCGGCAGUGGAAGCAGACACAAGGGAAAUGAUGUGUGGGUGUUUUCACUUCAGAGCAUGGUGUGGAGUCGGAUGGAGAUAGAAGGAAAGAAGCCACAUCCACGUGACAAGCAUGUACAGGUUGUUGAAGAUGACGGCCACAUCUUGAUCAUAGGAGGACUAGGAAACUUUGAUCAGGAACUUCAAGAUGUUUGGAUGCUUGACAUAAGUGAAGUGCCCUGGUGUUGGAGAGAAGUGGAAGUAAGAAAACCAGAACAUGCAGCUCGUAACUUUAUUGGCCAUGCAGCUUGCAAGAUCGGUGAAUGUGUUGUGAUCUUCAAUAGCCUACGAAAAAGCUCCAAGUCAGUUGGGAGUGCAUUGUCUCGGAUGUUUACACAAAAUGGGAAUCGUCAGCGAGGGGCAUAUUCAUCUCAAUCCAGCCAGUUAUCACUGCAUUCAACCAAUCAAAGAGGAGCUGUUGAAAGUGGAUCUCUACGAGACCUCCACCCAGAAGCCAAACGUCUGUGCAGUCAAUCUAAUGACAAUGUAAAUCAAAACAGUGUAGUGAACGAUUCCAAUCAGCCAUCGAUGAGUGACCCAAACAGUGAAAGUGUUCAGAUCGGCUGCCCAUGCUCAACAGAGUGUCAGUGUAAAACACCUGUGACUUACAAACUACGCGCCCGUAACAGACGGACGUUGUCACCCACUAAACUUGGAUUAUCUCCACCACUAGAUUCCAAGAUCCCAUACGGCGAACAACAAUAUGUUCUUGACAUUAGUAAAGCAGUUACGGACUGUCAAGUUGAAUGGCUUGAAAUUCCUGAUCAGAAUGCAGGACGUAGUCCUAUAAACUUCAACCAUCCAUCUUUAGAGAGGAGAUAUGGCUUGGCACCUGAAGCACUGUAUCCGUCCAUUUGUGUUGGUAGGGCUGAAAUUAUACGCUUUGGAGGCAUGCUCAUGGAUAGGAGAUGUCCUAGAGCUUUGAAUGAUCAAUACUAUGCAUUCUAGCUUCAUGAGUAGAUACGUAUGACUGUAGGCUGGAGUGAAACUGGGGGCAGGGGUGUGUGUUCAGAUUGUAUCUGUAAUUGUGAACACAAUUGAAAAGGACCACAAAUGGCUGGAACUCAUUUACAAUUCUUUGUACGACGUUUAAGGCCAAUUUUUCUGUGGUACCUUGUGACAGUAAUUUUCAGUUAAAAUCAUGUUUUUGGUUAAAACAUUCACCCAUUUCCAAAAUAAGUUGAUUAUAUCAACGUAAACUAUGUGUGAUUGUGAGGCAUUGGGUUCUAUGAAUAAAAAGUGGCAUUUGCUUUUAUAACCAAU
Molecule: messenger RNA, 2123 nt
Organism: Patiria miniata (bat star)
Lineage: Eukaryota; Metazoa; Echinodermata; Asteroidea; Valvatida; Asterinidae
Product: F-box only protein 42-like
Exons: 7
Coding region: 177-1808 (543 amino acids)
Molecular function (GO): protein binding
Source: RefSeq, a predicted model, not a curated record